GACAUAGAUCAAAGGUGCUGAAAGCAUAACGGACCCUUGACUUUUUUUUGGCCAACAUCUAAAUUUGCUUUUCGGAUAAGUUACUGGCUAUGGCUAUCCCUUUUGGGCGAUUUGAGUAGCUUUGUUGUUUUUUUUAAUAUUUCUCAGACCUCUUCUCAAUGAUGUAACAUUCAACUAAACCAUUGAUCAAAUAUUUUAGUCUAUUCGACCCCUUAUUACAUACCACAAGAUUUUAGUAUAUGUUAAGAAAACCCCUAAAUAUUUGAGUUACAAUAUCGAUAAACACUUCCUGGUUCGUAUUUACCUGGGGUUUAUUGUUAUUCAACCGUCUUUAGAUUAUCCAUGAGAACAGCAAGAUACUGUCGGGUCUCGUGUCCUAAUUAUUCAAGCGUGGCUAAACGCAUAAUAGACCCCAUGUAGAUAUGAACCAGGAACGUGUUUACCCCCUAAUAUAAUGCAGCAUAAUUUAAUUCAUUGUGUGAUCAUUAAACAGAUACCUUCCUGGUCUUACUAAUUAGAUGUGAUACUUUAUGACAGCGAGAGUAAUUCACGUUAGACCCUGGUCUUAACAAUAACAGGUUAUACAUUGUGACAGACGAGAGUAAUUAACGUUAUAUCCUGGUUGAUGUCACAACACAAUAUUCAAGAUGUCGACAGGGGGAUUAUAUAAUAUAUUUUAUUUAUUGGCGAUUACAACGUUUAUUGAUGUUGAUUCCAAGAUUGUAGCAAAGGCAACCUGCGAUGACGACAUGUAUUUCUACGCCGAUGGUGUUUUAAUGGCAAACGACAGCAGUUGGACAAAUUUAAUACAAAUAGACCUUCCUGACAACACGACAGUUCUUGGAGUACACUGCGUUGACCGAGGAGGCUAUGGCGGUAUCUAUGUUACUUUCACUUUAAAUAAAACUUAUACAACGGACUCAUCAUGGAAAUGUUCAGCAAAAUUUGAAGAAAACUGGAGUACACCGGAUUUUGAGGACGGGAAAUGGAAUGCUGCUUUUAGUACUUACGAACCACAUCACAAGCGAACCAAUUGGAUAUGGACCUCUGAGUUUCAUGAAGGAGACAGGAACGUAUAUUGUAGGAAAAAAAUAAAAGUUGAACCAAUAAUAAAAUCGUUAUUAUCUAAUGCUGUUGACAACAUAAUAGAUAAAAACGUAAGCGUUAUUAUGAACUGUUUGGUGGAAAGUAUCCCAGUGGCGCAAGUAUCCUGGUCCAGAUCACAACAAGAGCGACAACUCUAUUCUGGUAGUCAAUAUACCAUACCUAAAGCUAGUUGUCAACAUACAGAUAACUAUACCUGUACAGCUAGUAAUAAUAUUGGUCAACCUGUAUCUAAAACUAUUCCACUCUAUGUUAAAUGUGCCCCAGUUGUUAUAACUAAGGAUGCUAUAGUUGUACCACGCGGAGAAACGGUUAUAUUACCAAUGAACGUUUUAGCUUAUCCACUUCCGGCAUUCGUCUGGUAUUAUCACCAACAAGAUGGCAGUCAACAACCAGUUACCACGGUUACAGGUUCUAGAAUCAAACAGACAGAUGAUGGUCUGUCAUCAACAUUAACUAUACACAAUAUUAGAUACGAAGAUGGGGGUAUUUAUACAGUUAAAAUUACCAAUAGUCUGGGUGCCACCUCCAAGACGUACACACUAUCUGUGAUCUCUAACGAAGACGAUGUAAAGGAAGCUGUCGAUGACAAGCUAGGAGUUGGUAUAGCUAUAGGUGUUGGUAUUGGUCUGGUUGUUUCCGCUAUGUUAUUUGUUAUUAUAUGGUGUAUCAAGAAGAGAAGAGAUGCCAUCACGUCAAAUGAUGGACACAGUGUUAAUGACACAGUAAGCUCCCAGUCCAGAGAUAAUACCACCAGGCAUUGUAAUAGUCUUGUAGACACUUGUGAUUCUGGAGAACAUGUAAACACGCUAUAUACCUCUACUUCCUCCGACUACGACGGACUGGAUGAACUUACUAUGGACCACCAACCGAACAUCUAUCUACCACUCUCGAACAAGAGCCAGGGUCAUUGAGUCUUAUCUCAAUACACACAACCACAUCGUCAAACUUACGAAAUCACUGGAUGAACAAACUAUCGACAAAAAACAAAUCUUUCGGACCUUCUUCAACUAAAGAAUUGAACAAAUUGGAUCUCAAUAUCUGAAUUUCGCCGUUUUAAAGCGGAAAUUGCAAAUUUUCUAAGAAAGUCAAAACGUAAUUAUUUCUAUGUCUUUUUCUCAAUAGGUUUUCAACUCACAAUUAUACGAUCAUAGGUGUCAUUCUCACACUUAAAACUCAUUUACACAGGAAAUAAUAACACAAUUACCUCCCAAUUACCUCCCUUGUUUCCUAUUCUCCACCAUGGAGUAGCUAUCUUCAAACGUUUGAAUUUGAAGAGGAAAAUGAUAUUUUUGCCAAUUUCUCAGCUGGCAAUAGUGAAUUAUAGGAUUAAUAGGAUUAUUCUUUAACAAGGUAGGACUGUUUAUGGAUACCAUCUAUUUUCAGGCUUUAUUUUAAUAAAUUUUAAAAAUAUAACUUAAAAAUUUGCAAUUUCCGCUUUAAAUGGCAAAAGAGAGAAUUAGAUCAUACAUAGAAGACUGUGGCUUUCUCGUGUCGACCUAAAUGGACAUAAAUUGUAACGACACUGGCAGCUACAGUCGUCGAUUUGAAGAUUCUUAACAUUUUCUCCUCGGGUGCAAGAAAAAAAUCAAUAAAUCUUUUACCAUUACAAGAGUAAUCAAUUAAAUCACUUCCAUCAGUUUAUCAAUUUUAAUCAUUUUAUAAACCAUCUCAUCUUCUCUCAUUUGAUAUAAAUAGUGUGUAUAUAAAUUAUUUACUUUAUAUGUUUUUCACCAUUAUUUUAUAGUAUGUACAUAGCAUAUCUGUUUAGAUGUUUUAUAUACUUUGAUGUCACCAGUCGUUUUAAUAUUUAAAGAGAUUUUAUUUUCUGAAUAAUGAAUGAUAAUGUCAUAAACAAGCACUUCCGCUUUUUCAUUUGUUAUGAAUUUUGUGUAUAUAACUUAUUUUCUUUAUAUGAUUUUUCCCCAUUAUUUCAUAACAUGUACAAAACAGUUUAUGAUAUGUUUUAUAUUCCUUGUAUGAGUAGAGGUGUGAUAUAGGCUAUGCCUGUUCCUUGAUUCGCUUUCAUAUAUUUAAAAAAAAUUGUUUACAACCCCCCCCCCCUCUACCCCGCCCACCGAAAAAAAGUAGUGGGCGAUUUUUGUCAGCAGUGGGGCAUUUUCCCUAUGUCUAUGAUUCUCCCAAAGCGGGGAAAGGCGAACGCCAAAAAUAGGAAUAAUGCGAGUUGAUGAUCGGGAUUCCAAUAUUUCCCGCGUAUUGUCUAUUAUUGUAUAGUAAAAAUUAGAACUACCGGAAAAUUUACAACGAAAUGAAGAAAUGCUAUAACUGUUGAUAUUACGAGAAGGCUUCUAUUUUAAAUAUCAUUUAAAGACAUGUCUCCUAUUCAUUUAAUUUAUUAAAUAUUCGCUUAUC
Messenger RNA from Patella vulgata (common limpet), 3477 nucleotides. RefSeq names its product hemicentin-2-like. Gene Ontology annotation, molecular function: cell adhesion molecule binding. The record is from RefSeq and is a predicted model, not a curated record. Gene Ontology annotation, cellular component: cell-cell junction. Gene Ontology annotation, biological process: cell-cell adhesion. Lineage: Eukaryota; Metazoa; Mollusca; Gastropoda; Patellidae. The coding region runs from base 648 to 2018 and encodes 456 amino acids. The transcript has 6 exons.